UCAGGAAGAGUGGUGGGUUUUUCGGACGCGGGUGUUGGUGCCUCAAGGCAUUACCUGGGAGAUCCAUAGACAAUAUGGUUGACUUUGCACACAAGGUCGAGAAGAUUGGAAAGGAUGACCCAUCUAUGGUGGCUUUGGCUCCUCUACUAUGUCCGCUAUCUUAACAGUGGUAGUCGUCUUCGAAUUUAGUGUUGGGGCUAAAUUGGGUAAAGGAUUUAAUCGAGCGCUGGCAACAUUUUUAGCUGGUGCCUUAGGAUUUGGUGCUCAUCACUUGGCAACUCUAGCCGGAGACAAAGGGCACCCUGCAAUUCUUUGGUUGUUUAUCUUCCUUCUAGCGGUUGUAGCAUUGUUUAUCCGCUUCUUUCCAGGGAUCAAAGCACGAUAUGAUUAUGGGGUAUUGAUGUUUAUACUAACAUUUUGUUUGGUAUCGGUAUCUGGUUAUCGAGAAGAUGAGAUCUUAGAACUUGCACACAAAAGGGUAUCAACUAUUGCUAUAGGUUGUUUAACGUGUGUGAUCUUUGUGUUCCCUGUAUGGGCUGGUCUUGACUUACACAAACUGAUUGCUCGCAACAUAGAAAAGCAAGCAGAUUUCUUACAAGGAUUUGGAGAACUAUAUUUCGGAACAAAGAGGGACAUGGAUAUGUCAUGGCUUCAUGGAUACAGAAGUGUUUUGAAUUCUAUGACAGCUGAAGAAGCAAUGGCAAAUUUUGCUAGAUGGGAGCCAGCUCAUGGAAAAUUCAGAUUUGGCCACCCAUGGAAGCCAUAUUUGAAAAUUAGCGGAAUGACUCGGCAAUGUGCAUACAGGCUGGAAGCACUAAGCAACAGCAUCACCUCUGAAAUGAAAGAGCCAUCGGAGUUCAAGAAGAUAAUUACACUGUCAUGCAUGAAAAUAAGCGUUGAGUUAGUUAAAGCUUUGCAGGAAAUUUCCAUGGCAAUCAAGAAUAUGACAUACCCAUUUACAGUUUCCACACAUAUCGUGAAUGCUAAAACUUCUGCUGAGGAUCUGCACAGAGCCUUAGAAGCCAUUUACACUGGAUAACACUAACAUCUUGGAGGAUGUCAUGCCAGCAGCCUCAGUCACUUCUUUACUACUUGAGAUUAUUGAAUGUACAAAAAACAUUGCAGAGUCUGUAAAGGUGCUUGCUUGCUUGGCAAAGUUUAAAGGUGCAGAUCUCGCCAUUUUGCCAGAGAAACAAACAAGAAGAUUGCUUCGCAGUGGAAACAUAAAACCACAUCAUGCCGAAAAUGAUUCAACUCAUGCUUUAAUUAUUGAGUAUGCACCUUCAGCUAUGGUGGAGUGAUAAAAUAUUGUAUGAGCCAGUUAGCGCGAAACUGAGGUGAAAUUUGUUACAUUUCAGUAAAAAUAUCAAUAUAUGUUUUGUUUCUUGGUGAUGAAAGUGAAAAGGGGUCAAUUGUGGAUCCUAGCUUUUAGU
This is a messenger RNA of Papaver somniferum (opium poppy), 1433 nucleotides long. RefSeq names its product aluminum-activated malate transporter 2-like. The transcript is spliced from 6 exons. Lineage: Eukaryota; Viridiplantae; Streptophyta; Magnoliopsida; Ranunculales; Papaveraceae. Gene Ontology annotation, cellular component: plant-type vacuole membrane. Gene Ontology annotation, biological process: malate transport. The record is from RefSeq and is a predicted model, not a curated record. The coding region runs from base 149 to 1039 and encodes 296 amino acids.